UUCGUGGAACCUUACUAUGGUUUUCCCAUAUUUCCUCCUUAUAACCCUCCCACAUCUUCCUUGCUCUUUCCAUCCUUUCCCAAUAACAUCAUUAACAUUGUUAUCAUUAUCAUUUUGUUCAACAUUUUUCCUAGCUACAAAACCAUGACACUAGCCAAAAAACUCAACCCAAAGAACCUAUUCAAGUCCAAAAAAAAUAACGUGACGAGGUCCGAAACGUCCUCAUUCAACUCGUCCAUCACGACAUCGUCUACGUCCCCAGAGCCAUCUAUUCAUUAUUUGAAAGAAAAAACAUCUGGUAACGCAACUCCCACGAGUGUGUUACCAGAUGCAACGUCUGGUUUACUAGACGCUUUUUGUAUCAUUGAUACAGACAAAGAUGGUCGGAUUACAAGAUCCGACCUAGAAGCCUUUCUAAUCCGGAUAAAUGGGUCCGGAUCAGAACAGGAAGUUAAGUUAAUGAUAGAUGAUAUUGGUAUUGACCCCAAUGACGGAAAUAUAAGUUUGAAAGAAUUUAACAAUGUUAUAAGUUCGGCUUUUGGACUUGAUGAGUCGAAUGAUAAUAAUAACGAGGAUAUUAAAGGUGCAUUCGAGUUUUUCGAUACGGAUAAAGAUGGAAUGAUAUCGGCUGAUGAAUUGUUUUGUGUGUUUAAAAUGUUGUUUGGUGAUUUUAUUACAACAACGUUAGAUGAUUGUAAACGUAUGAUAAGUAGUGUUGAUAAGAAAGGUGAUGGGUUUGUUUGUUUUGAGGAUUUUGUUUUUAUGAUGGAACAACAACAAAGAUAGAUGUAGAAAGCAAAAAAAUAUAAGUAACAAAUCAACAAAUAUACUUGCUGUUUAAUGUGAUUCUACCAAAGAUUCUAUCAAAGAUUCUAAUGUUUUUAAUGAAAUUAAGAUAAUAUUCUUGAUUAUUAUUUUUUUGUAA
Erigeron canadensis is the source of this 925-nucleotide messenger RNA. RefSeq names its product probable calcium-binding protein CML36. NCBI's taxonomy places the organism in Eukaryota, Viridiplantae, Streptophyta, Magnoliopsida, Asterales, Asteraceae. Bases 145 to 786 code for a protein of 213 amino acids. The transcript has a single exon. The record is from RefSeq and is a predicted model, not a curated record. Gene Ontology annotation, molecular function: calcium ion binding; enzyme regulator activity.